CUCAUUUUAUUUCUUUAUUAGGCACAGAAAUAGACGAUGCAUUUCUACAAAUAGCAGCUUGGAGAAGGACAAAUCCAAUGGAUUGCAUAGGAAAAAGGCUUGGGGAAGCCUAUUCCGAAACGGCUGUUUCUAUCACAAUAACGUCUCUAACAAGCAUCAUCUCUUUCUGCAUUGGAAUGGCUUCACCUUUUCCAGUUAUUCGUAUAUUUUGCGCAUACGCUGCAAUAACGAUCUAUUUUGCUUAUCUCUAUCAGAUUACUUUCUUCGGUAGUUGUAUGGCAUUGAGUGGAUUUACUGAAAAGAAUGGAAUGAAUUCUCUAAUAUUUUGUCACGUCCAAGAUAAAGAAAAGAGAAAAUUGCCGAAUACAAAUAUCCACGAAGACUUCAUACUAGCAAAAUUUCGUGAUGUUAUUGGAUCUCUACUUACUAACAGAAUAUAUAAAUUCGUGAUAUUAUCAAUAUUUAUAAUUAACGUUUCUAUCGCUGUUUGGGCACUAAAAUAUAUAAAAAUAGGAAACGAACUUUCUGAUGCAUUUUCUGAUAAUUCACAAACUGGAAAGUUUACAAAAAUACUAUACAAACAUUUCCACGCUUACAUCUACCCAGUAAAUGUUAUAAUUGAUACACCACUCGAUUACAAUAACUUUGAAACUAGAAAAGCCAUUAAUGACACCUUAAACAUAUUAGAAAGGCAUGNGAGGCUCUACUGUAGUCUAUAUUCUGAUAAAACGAAGCGAGGCAAUCGCGGCGCCACUAACUUCUGA
Centruroides sculpturatus (bark scorpion) is the source of this 764-nucleotide messenger RNA. RefSeq names its product patched domain-containing protein 3-like. The record is from RefSeq and is a predicted model, not a curated record. The transcript is spliced from 2 exons. NCBI's taxonomy places the organism in Eukaryota, Metazoa, Arthropoda, Arachnida, Scorpiones, Buthidae. Gene Ontology annotation, biological process: endocytosis; molting cycle, collagen and cuticulin-based cuticle. Gene Ontology annotation, cellular component: plasma membrane; cytoplasmic vesicle membrane. Bases 78 to 764 code for a protein of 228 amino acids.